Phaedon cochleariae (mustard beetle) is the source of this 952-nucleotide messenger RNA. Lineage: Eukaryota; Metazoa; Arthropoda; Insecta; Coleoptera; Chrysomelidae. The record is from the annotation of a GenBank genome assembly.
UUUAUUAGUGCCACUGGUUGCUGGAUAGUAGAUAUAGCUACAUUUCCUGGGAUUCCGAGCCGAGUUAACUACAGAAGAAUAAAAAGUUUGGUUUGUAAAAUGCCCAAAAGGAAAAUUGAUGCAGAUAAUGAAAAACCUGAAUCUGAAUCUACAGACAAUAAGAAGGCUCACUGGUCUUUAGGACUGUUGAAAUCAAUAAAUGACCCCGAAUUGAUUGUGAAAUCCGAUGAUUUAGUUACAGUUAUAAAAGAUGCAUAUCCUAAAGCAGAAUUCCACUACUUAGUUUUGCCUAAAGAAGACAUUAGCAGCUUGAAAGCAUUGAAGAAAGAGCAUGUACCUAUCUUGAAACACAUGGAGGAAGUAGCUAAGAAACUUAUUGGUGACGAAAAACACAAACAUCGUAAUUUCAAGUUAGGAUAUCAUGCUGAAGCUAGCAUGGCAAGAUUACAUUUACAUAUUAUAAGUGAUGACAUGAAUUCCCCUUGUGUGAAAACUAAGAAACAUUGGAACAGUUUCACUACCAAUUUUUUUCUCAGCUCAACAGAUGUAUGGAAAAGCUUGAAGGAAAACGGUGAAGUUACCCUGCCUUCUAAAGAAACCUGUGUGCAAUUGAUGAAUACCCCUUUGAAGUGUCAUAAGUGUGAUUAUUUACCAAAACAUUGUCCAGAUCUAAAAAUGCAUAUUAAAAGUCAUAUUUAGAGGCUAUAUAUACACCUGUGUGACCUGUGCACAUAUUACCUACUCCAUUAAUUCAAAUCUUUGUCCUCAGUGUCUUUUAUUAUUCAAGUUAUAAUAUACUUUACCUUAGUUAUGGUCAUUCUGAUCUUUUAUCAUAUUGAUAUUUAUAUAGUUCAUUGGAAAUUGCAUUUUAGUGACUUGAUAAGUUUAUGAUCCCCUGAUUUUUGCACAAAAAUGUUAAGUUACUUAUUAUUGUUUCAUGAAUGAAAGCAGA